Physeter macrocephalus (sperm whale) is the source of this 5011-nucleotide messenger RNA. RefSeq names its product LON peptidase N-terminal domain and ring finger 2 (gene LONRF2). Gene Ontology annotation, molecular function: protein binding; ubiquitin protein ligase activity. NCBI's taxonomy places the organism in Eukaryota, Metazoa, Chordata, Mammalia, Artiodactyla, Physeteridae. The transcript is spliced from 12 exons. Bases 115 to 2400 code for a protein of 761 amino acids. The record is from RefSeq and is a predicted model, not a curated record.
CGCGCGUGGCUCUCGGCGAAGGCAGCGCCGGCGCUGCGGGCUCCGGGCCCGGGCAGCGAGCGUCGUCCCUCCUCCGUUCUUCCCUCCGGCCCUAGUCGCCGCAGCCCCGCGGUGAUGAGCCCCGAGCCGGUCCCGCCGCCGCCCCCCUGUCGCGGCUGCGACUGCGGGGAGCCGCUCGCCCAGCGGGUGGAGAAGGGCGACGAGGCCUUCCGCGCGGGCGAGUACGAGACGGCGGCCGAGCUCUUCCGCUCCGCGCUGGCCGGCCUGGCGCGGCCCGACCGCGGCCUGUGCCUGCGGCUGGGGGACGCGCUGGCCCGCGCCGGCCGCCUCCCCGAGGCCCUGGGCGCGUUUCGCGGCGCCGCGCGGCUCGGGGCGCUGCGGCCCGACGAGCUGGGAGAGCUGGCGAGCGGUCUGGCGUGCGUCCCGGGCCUGCGCGAGCGGCGGCCGCCGGUGGGGAAGCCGGGCCGCGACCCCGGGGAGGCGCCGAGCGGUGGGCCGUCGGCCUCGGUGCCCGCGGCGCCUCGGGACCUGCUGGACUGCCCGCGCUGCCAGCGGCUGCUGCACAAGCCGGUGACGCUGCCGUGCGGGCUCACGGUGUGCAGGCGCUGCGCUGAGCCGGGGCCGGGCUGGCCGCCGGCGCGCCGCGUCAACGUGGUGCUGAGCGGCCUGCUGGAGAAGUGCUUCCCGGCCGAGUGCCGAGCGCGCAGGCUGGCAGGCCAGGUGCGGAUCCUGCAGCGCCAGCAGCAGCCCGAGGCCGCGCUGCUCAGGUGCCACCAGGCCCUGGACCUCGCUCCUGGUGAUAAUUCGUUAUUGCUGCUGCGAGCCGAGUUGUAUUUAUCCAUGAAGAACUAUGAACAGGCUCUGCAGGAUGCCAGUGCAGUUUGUCAGAAUGAACCUCUCCUGCCUAAGGGACAUCACGUGAAAGCUCUGGCUCUUUCCGGACUGGGAAGAAGUAAGGAAGUGUUGAAGGAGUUUCUCUACUGCCUUGCUUUAAAUCCUGAAUGUAACUCAGUGAAGAAAGAAGUGCAGAAGGUAAUGUGUGAGGUGUUUUUCCCUGCUUCAGAAAACGUGCCUCAGAAUUUAACAUCUUCCAUCCAAAGCAGAAUGUUGCACACAAGUUUAACGGCUCAGUGUCAGAACCACAUCAACAGCCAGCCUCCUGUGGAGGGAGGUGGCAGUGCAGGGAGUUCUAAGAAUCCAUCUGAGAAACAGGAUGUGUUCGGAAAUACCAAUUCUUCGGUGUUAUAUUUUAUACUGGGCCUGCACUGUGACGAGGAUAAGGAAGUGUUAGAGAGUUUUCUUCCAGCGGCGCCGAGCACUGGUUUAAAGAGACAGUUUCCGAAUGAUUUGGACAAUGUGCACGAUGUGAACGCCCCUGGAAAAAUCCCCAGGAAAGAGGCUGAUUCCUCACCCCAAAGGAACGUGAGCUCUAACGUAGGAGAAAGUGCAGAGCUCCUGAUAGACGUGGCUGAUUUUGAGUGUGCCCUUUGCAUGAGGUUGCUCUUUGAGCCUGUCACUACGCCCUGUGGACACACGUUUUGCCUAAAAUGCCUCGAGCGCUGCCUGGACCAUGCCCCACAUUGUCCUUUGUGCAAAGAAAAACUCUCAGAAUUGUUGGCAAGCAGAAAUUUUCAUAUAACUACUCUGGCUGAAGAAUUAAUAUUUCGAUAUUUGUCAGAUGAACUGUCUGACAGAAAGAGAAUUUAUGAUGAAGAAAUGACGGAGCUUUCAAACCUGACCAGGGACGUGCCCAUCUUCGUGUGUGCCAUGGCCUUCCCCACCGUGCCCUGUCCGCUCCAUGUCUUUGAGCCCCGCUAUCGGCUUAUGAUAAGAAGAUGCAUGGAAACUGGCACCAAACGGUUCGGCAUGUGUUUAUCUGCUGAGCACGCAGGGAUCUCAGAGUACGGCUGCAUGCUGGAGAUCAAGGACGUCAGGACGUUCCCCGACGGCAGCUCCGUUGUGGAUGCCAUCGGGAUUAGCCGCUUCCGGGUUUUGAGCCACCGUCACAGAGACGGCUACAACACGGCCGACAUUGAGUAUCUGGAAGAUGAAAAGGUGGAAGGUCCAGAGUAUGAAGAACUCACCGCACUGCACGAUUCAGUUUAUCAGCAGUCUGUGUCCUGGUUUGCUUCACUUCAGGAUCACAUGAAAGAACAGAUUUUAAGCCAUUUUGGGGUAAUGCCCGACAGAGAACCUGAGCCUCAGAGUAACCUUAGCGGUCCUGCCUGGUCCUGGUGGGUCCUGGCAGUGCUGCCGUUGGAGCGGAAGGCUCAGCUGGCCAUACUCAGCAUGAUCUCACUGAAGGAGCGUCUGCUCGCCAUUCGGCGAAUAUUAGCCAUCAUCACGCGUAAGAUGAAUAGUCGGCAAGAGCUGGUUAAUAGCCGGGAGAAAAAUAAUUGAUUUUCUCCCUCAGGGUUUCUGGAAGCCCUUGUAUUUUUAUGAGGAGUUCCAGGCACGGACGAGUAACAUCCAUCCAUCGUGCUUUUGUAAAAUGCUUGUUGAUAGGGUUACAGAAUGGAACACUUAGCAAACGUUGACCCCUACUCAAAAGUUGGAAGUCUGUGCCUGGUGGAAUCUGACUCUGUACGAGGUUAGCCUGAAAUUUGAAUGGAUCCCACGGUUGGAAAACAACCUAAGAAAAUCUCUCUGAACCAGAUGCUUUUGGUGUAUAGUUCACUCACAGCAAGGGACAACCCAGAUGAUUGACAAGUGGUUUAGGUUUUGCAAGAAAGAAGACUCCCUUCCCAGUAAAGUGUCUUGCUCCUCCAGAUGGGAACAGCAUGCUUUGGAGGGAAAUCACAUUUUUAUCUGGACGCAUAUUUCUCAGAGUACAGGCUAACCAAAAAUGUGCUUAGGCUUUGUGUGUCACCGUGAGGUUGUCUGUGAGGUGGAGGAAUCAAACAGUUGUCUAGUGGCAGGGCUGAAGUUAGUCCUUAGCCGAGGAGUAGGUACAGAACCGGUUAGAACUGUGUUUUGUGUCCUGCAGUAGUUCAGAUGUUGUAAAUUGCAUGUUUUAAUUAAAUGAAUAUCAAAAUACAAGAAGGGUACCUUGGAUGUAGAAAAAUCUGAAAACAGUAUAGUUGAUUUGAGGAUAUGUACUUACACACACACACACACACACACAAAACAAAGAAUGAGUAAAGGGAGCUAAAACUGUACAUGCAUCGGGAUGUUCGGAAUACAGCCAAAGUAGAGCAAAGAACCCCUUGAAGACAUAACCCUGUCUCAUGAAUUCAGUGGAUGUGAAGCAUGUAGGAAAUGUCAUCUUUCUACUCAGAUUGGCAUUAGAAACUAGGCCCAUCAGUAAAUUUGAGUUCACCAUCCAUCCACUAAUAUAUGAAGACAUUAAAAAGCUGCUGUGAAAUGGCUAUCUGUCUAUUCCAGGAAAACACAUCGGGACAGUAUACAAGGAGAGGGAGGCAGGUAUGGGAUGGAAACAUGUAGCAAGUUUUUCUCCAACCCCAACCUGAAAAUUACAUUUGUUUUCUUUUUUAAUACGUUUUACAAUGAUCAGACCAGAUGUUAUCUAUUAAAAAGCAGUGGUAUAAAUCCCAGCCUCUAGUGCAUAUCGGUGAUGUUACUUGGAAUAACCCUUUGACCCUGAGAUACCGAAUUGUUCUCGCUGGCCUCAUAGCUGGUGCAUUUAGUUGGCUUCUUGGUCUGUGAGGUGGAUGCUCUUAAUGAAGAGAUGGUGAGAACCAGACUAGAGAAUAAAUUACAGCUUUAAGUUUUGCUUUACUUAUUCAAGGUAUGUGGUGUUUUAGUUUUUUUUAACAUAUUUAAUGAUACUGAAUGUUGGUUUAUCAAUCCAUCAAGCAUUUUAAUAAAAAGACUUUAUAAUUGUAUUUGUUUUUACACUGUAGGAGUUUUCAGUAGCUAAAACUCGGUUUCAUCCUGGGAAUGAACAAACACUAUUCUUGUGUAACUUAGAGUCAUAAAGAGAAAAUUUGAAUGUAUUUUCAGUCAGAAAAUUUGAAUGUAUUUUCCAGUGCCUCUCAUAUUGUGAAUCUCAAAUCUCAUUAUGGUAUAAAGGCAAUUUGGCCAGGUGACUUCUAAAAUAUUUUAUUAAUUCAUGCAUUGACGAUAGUAUUCAUUACAUCCUAACCUGAUCAUCUAAAAGGAAGCAAAACUGCAUCUAGUGUGCCAGAGACCUUUGUUAGAAAUGGUUAGUGACAGUGGGUAUGCAUUGACCAUGCUCGGUCUUUCUCUUUUGGAAAAAUCUUUUCUACCUUAAAACCGUAUAUUUGCUGUUUCCAUGUGAGGGUGUCCAAGUAACCACAGUGUGGUCAUAAUUUCUCCGGGAGCCUUCCUGAAAUUAAGUUUCUGAGCUCAGAGUAUUAGGUCUUCCCCAUAACAAUUGGAUGCUAUUGCUUUCUAAACCUCACUCUUUAAAUAUCAUAACUUGCGUAGUUCUUGAAUCAUUAAGUUAUCUCUUCCUGAUUCUGUCUGCCCCUUUCUGAGUCAUCUCCUCAUCCUGAGUGUUCUCACAUGGAAGCCUCUUCAACAGUGAUGAUGCAGACUAAAGCAACAAAAGUGUUUAUUGUUUUUGUUUUCUGACACCAGAGGGAAUGGACUGUGAUCACUUCAUGCUCUGUCCAGCGUCACACGUCCGCAUCCUGCAAAACAGGAGAGGUUGGUACUUGCUGAGCAUUUAGAUUACAUUAUUUGUUGGUUUGUUUUUUGCGGUACGCGGACCUCUCACUGCUGUGGCCUCUCCCGUUGCGGAGCACAGGCUCCGGACGCGCAGGCUCAGCGGCCAUGGCUCACGGGCCCAGCCGCUCCGCGGCAUGUGGGAUCCUCCCGGACCGGGGCGCGAACCCGGGUCCCCUGCAUCGGCAGGCUGACUCUCAACCACUGCGCCACCAGGGAGGCCCUAGAUUACAUUAUUUAUCAAGAAGUCAAAUUAAGGAAACAAUAUCCCAAGUCAUAUUAGGAAGGAAGCUUCCUUUUAGAAAGUUUAAAAAAAAAAGGAAGAAAUCCCAACUCCGGUUUGCUGUAAAUUUAGCUAAAG